This is a messenger RNA of Ostertagia ostertagi, 936 nucleotides long. The record is from the annotation of a GenBank genome assembly. NCBI's taxonomy places the organism in Eukaryota, Metazoa, Nematoda, Chromadorea, Rhabditida, Trichostrongylidae.
AUGGCGCUGGAAUAUGGCUUUACUAGUAUACGUGAUUUGGAAACAGAAGGUGCCAUGUAUGCCGAUGUGGAUGUAAAGAAAGCGAUCAUUAACCAGGUGAUUCCCGGUCCAAGAAUGCAGGUAGCUACCCGGUCCAUUGCCACGGUUGGGCAUUACCCCAUUGCCGCAAAAGAUUAUGCAUGGGAAUUAAGCCUGCCUAAGGGCGUACAACUGGUAAAUGGGGCCGAUGAAGCCCGGCGCGCCGUGCGUGAACAAAUUUCUUACGGGGCCGACUGGAUAAAAAUCUAUGCCGACCGCGGAUACUACCGCCUGCCCGACGGUAGCUAUCGCAGCCGGCCCAAUUUCACGAAAGAAGAAAUAACUGCCAUUGGCGAUGAAACGCUGAGCUCGGGAAAGAAAUUGGCGGCACAUGCUGUUACCAGGGAUGGUAUUAUUGCCGCCAUCAAUGCUGGCGCAUCUACCAUUGAACAUGGUUUUGGUAUGGAUGAGGAAUGCGUGCAGCUGAUGGUGAAGAAGGGCGUUUUCUGGUGCCCUACUAUUUACGUGUGCGAUUAUGUGGCAGAAGGAAGGGCAAAAGCAGGGUCACCCAUCAAUAAAUAUUUUAUGGAAACAUUGCCGGCAGUUUUUAAGAAAGCGAUGAAUGCCGGUAUUAAAAUCGCCUAUGGAACGGAUAUUGGCGGCUAUAGCUGGGAUGAACCGCAGGCAAAAGAUUUUGAAUACAUGGUGAAGUAUGGCAUGAGCAACCUGCAGGCCAUUCAAACCGCUACUACCGUGGCCGCAGACCUGUUUGGCAUGGAAGGUAAAAUAGGUGAACUGAAAGCCGGUGCUUUUGCAGAUAUCAUUGCUGUGAAACAGGAUCCACUGCAGGAUAUUAAAUCGUUGGAACAGGUAAAAUGGGUGAUGAAGGAUGGGGUGGUGUAUAAAAAUAGUAAAUAG